Messenger RNA from Culex pipiens pallens (northern house mosquito), 1297 nucleotides. RefSeq lists its product as uncharacterized. The record is from RefSeq and is a predicted model, not a curated record. Lineage: Eukaryota; Metazoa; Arthropoda; Insecta; Diptera; Culicidae. Gene Ontology annotation, cellular component: extracellular matrix. Bases 1 to 1239 code for a protein of 412 amino acids. The transcript has 4 exons.
AUGUUCAAGGUCAUCGUUCUAGCAUGCUGUCUGGUGUCCAUCGCCUUGGCCGGAUACGAACAGUCCCACGGAUGGGACUGGGACGCCAAGUACAAGUUCGAGUACGGCGUCAAGGAUCCGCACACCGGAGACCACAAGAGCCAGUGGGAGAUCAGCGAUGGCAAGCACGGCCUCAAGGGAGGUUACACGCUGGAUGAGGCCGAUGGCACUAAACGGGUCGUCCAGUACAAGGCCGACAAGUGGAACGGGUUCCAGGCGAUCGUGAAGCGAAUUGGCCACGCCGUGCACCCCCAAACGUACGCGGCCCCGUUUGUGGUUAAGGAGCAGGACUCGCAUAAUGGAAAUGGAUACCAGAAGCAGCAACAGCAGCAGCAAUUGGGUCAGGAUAGCUACGGGCAAUCGUUCAACGGAGUUGGCUUCUGGAAGCAACCUCAGCAGCAGCAGAAUGGUUGGGUCGACCAGCAGCCCGCCAGCUCCAGCAACAUUAUUAAUGGUAAUAAUGGGUGGAAAAACGAAGGCAACAUGUUUGCCACCAGCUAUGCCAACCAGAAAUCUUUAAUGAUGGUGCUGGUACAAAUUGGCGUAGCUUUCGGCAUGUCCGUGACCGUGGUGUUCCUCACCACCCCCAAAAUGAUGACCUCCCUCCUCGUGGUGUCCAUAGACCUGGGGAUGCGACGCAUGACCCACUCGCUUCACGUGGGCCUGGAAUCCGUGGUGCUUGUCCGAGCUGUACUCCACAAUCCGCUUGGUUCCGUCAGCUUCGUAGAAGCUUCCCAGCUCAUUCGGUCAAGUAUCAGUUUAAGUUCUUGCAGCUCACGGAACACACUAGUUACCAUCAAUCAACACAAUAUGAGCAAAUUCGUCAUUCUACUUGCCCUAGUAGCCGUCGCAGCCGCGGAGUACCACGAAGAGCACUACGCCCACCCCAAGUACAAAUUCGAGUACGGAGUUAAGGACCACAAAACGGGAGACAACAAGGACCAGUGGGAGCAUCGCGAUGGAGACGUGGUCAAGGGACAGUACAGCUUUUACGAGGCCGACGGAACCAAGCGGAUUGUGGAGUACAGCUCGGACAAGCACCACGGAUUCCAGGCCCACGUGAAGCGAGUGGGCCAUGCGUCGCAUCCCCAGGUCUAUGGACACCACGAAGAGGGAGGUCAUCAUUUCGGGGGUGGUGAGGAACACCACGGUCACGGACAUGCCGAAAGCUACGCCAAUUUGUAUCAGCAUCAUCACUAGGAUGAUUGCGUCGUGGAGAAAGACUGUCUGAUUGAAUAAAUUAAUAUGAAUGACAUAA